Molecule: messenger RNA, 2725 nt
Organism: Staurois parvus
Lineage: Eukaryota; Metazoa; Chordata; Amphibia; Anura; Ranidae
Source: the annotation of a GenBank genome assembly
GAACACGUACACCAAUGCAGACAAGUUACUGGAAGCAGCAGCAGAGCAGUUGGCCCAGACCGGGAGUGCGACCCGGAGGAGAUCUACAAGGCGGCUAGACACCUGGAGGUCCGGAUCCAGGACUUCGUCCGCAGGGUGGAGCAGAGGAAACUCUUACUGGACAUGUCCGUCUCCUUCCACAGCCACACUAAGGAGCUGUGGACGUGGAUGGAGGAUCUUCAGAAGGAGCUCCUGGAAGACGUCUGUGCGGACUCGGUGGAUGCCGUUCAGGAGCUGAUCAAACAGUUCCAGCAGCAGCAGACGGCCACCCUGGACGGGACCCUCAAUGUCAUAAAAGAGGGCGAGGAUCUCAUCCAGCAACUCAGGGACUCGGCGGUGUCCAGUAAUAAAGCUCCGCACAACAGCUCCAUCAGCCACAUCGAGUCGGUUCUGCAGCAGCUGGACGAAGCUCAGGUUCAGAUGGAGGAACUCUUCCACGAGCGGAAGAUCAAGCUGGACAUCUUCCUGCAGCUCCGGAUAUUCGAGCAGUACACGAUAGAGGUGACGGCUGAACUGGACGCUUGGAAUGAGGACCUCCUCCGGCAGAUGAACGACUUUAACACAGAAGACCUGAAUUUGGCAGAACAGCGGCUACAGCGGCACAAGGAGCGAAAACUAGCCAUGAACAACAUGACCUUCGAGGUGAUCCAGCAGGGUCAGGACCUCCACCAAUACAUCAUGGAGGUUCAAGCUUCAGGAAUCGAGCUGAUCUGUGAGAAGGACAUAGACCUGGCCACCCAGGUUCAGGAGUUGUUGGAGUUCCUCCACGAGAAGCAGCAUGAACUGGACCUGAAUGCAGAUCAGACUCACAAGCGCCUGGAACAAUGUCUGCAGCUCCGCCACCUCCAGGCUGAGGUCAAGCAGGUGCUGGGCUGGAUCCGCAAUGGGGAGUCCAUGCUGAACGCCAGCCUUGUUAACGCCAGCUCAUUGUCGGAGGCGGAGCAGCUGCAGAGAGAACAUGAACAGUUCCAGAUGGCCAUUGAGUCCCUGUUCAAUGCCAGUUCUCUGCAGAAAACCCACCAGAGUGCCCUGCAGGUCCAGCAGAAGGCCGAGGCCUUGUUACAGGCUGGACAUUACGAUGCCGAUGCCAUCCGGGAGUGUGCCGAGAAGGUGGCCAUGCACUGGCAGCAGCUCAUGCUGAAGAUGGAGGACAGGCUGAAGCUGGUCAAUGCUUCCGUGGCGUUCUACAAAACUUCAGAGCAGGUGUGCAGCGUGCUGGAAAGCCUGGAGCAGGAAUACCGGAGAGAUGAAGACUGGUGCCGGGGCCACGACAAGCUGGGGCCGGCGUCCGACACGGACCACAUCAUGCCAUUGAUCAGCAAACAUCUGGAGCAGAAGGAAGCCUUCCUGAAGGCGUGCACACUUGCCCGGAGAAAUGCAGAGGUCUUCUUAAAGUACAUUCACCGAAACAAUGUCAGCAUGCCUGGCGUGGCCCCUCACACGCGGGGGCCCCGAGCAGCAAGUUAAAGCCAUCCUCAGCGAACUGCUGCAAAGAGAAAACCGCGUCCUGCACUUCUGGACCCUGAAGAAGCGGCGGCUGGACCAAUGCCAGCAGUACGUGGUGUUCGAGAGAAGCGCCAAGCAGGCUCUGGACUGGAUUCAGGAGACGGGGGAGCACUUCCUCUCUACACACACAUCUACUGGGGAGAGUCUGGACCAAACGCAGAGCCUACUGAAGGAAUAUGAGGACUUCCGUAUUCCUGCCAAGCAAACCAAGGAGAAGGUGCGCCUCCUGAUCCAGCUGGCGGACAGCUUUGUGGAGAAGGGCCACGUCCACGCCACCGAGCUGAAGAAAUGGGUGACCACUGUGAACAAGCAUUACCGCGACUUCUCCCUGCGGAUGGGGAAGUACCAGUGUUCCCUGCAGAGGGCGCUGGGGAUCGGCACUGAGGACAAUAAAGAUCUGGAACUGGACAUUGUCCCGGCCAUCCUGACCGACCCGGAGGUCAAACUGCGAGACGCCAGCCAUGAGACCAACGAGGAGAAAAGGAAGUCUGCCCGCAAAAAAGAAGCGCCUUCUCUCUCCAGGUUCAUCAUGGCGGAGCUCCUACAGACGGAGAAGGCGUACGUCCGAGAUCUGCACGAGUGUAUGGAGACCUACCUGUGGGAGAUGACGAGCGGCGUGGAGGAGAUUCCUCCGGGAAUCCUCAAUAAAGAACACAUCAUCUUCGGGAACAUCCAGGAAAUCUACGACUUUCACAAUAACAUCUUCUUGAAGGAGCUGGAGAAGUACGAGCAACUUCCGAGGACGUCGGACAUUGUUUCGUCACUUGGGCCGAUAAGUUUCCAGAUGUAUGUCACGUACUGUAAGAACAAGCCGGACUCCAGCCAGCUGAUCCUGGAGCACGCCGGGACCUUCUUUGAUGAGAUACAACAGCGGCACGGACUGGCCAAUUCCAUCUCCUCGUAUCUCAUCAAACCCGUGCAGAGGAUCACCAAGUAUCAGCUCCUUCUCAAGGAGCUGCUGACGUGCUGCGAGGAAGGGAAGGGCGAGAUAAAGGACGGCCUGGAAGUAAUGCUCAGUGUGCCAAAGAGAGCCAACGACGCCAUGCAUGUCAGCAUGCUGGAAGGGUUUGAUGAAAACUUGGACGUUCAGGGUGAGCUGAUUCUGCAGGAUUCCUUCCAAGUCUGGGAUCCCAAAUCUCUGAUCCGCAAGGGGCGGGACCGACACCUUUUCCUGUUCGAG